Schistocerca piceifrons (Central American locust) is the source of this 1526-nucleotide messenger RNA. Its product is annotated as ornithine decarboxylase 1-like. The record is from RefSeq and is a predicted model, not a curated record. The coding region runs from base 96 to 1526 and encodes 476 amino acids. The transcript is spliced from 9 exons. Gene Ontology annotation, cellular component: cytoplasm. NCBI's taxonomy places the organism in Eukaryota, Metazoa, Arthropoda, Insecta, Orthoptera, Acrididae. Gene Ontology annotation, molecular function: ornithine decarboxylase activity.
CUCUCAUCUAAUUUAUUCUGCCUUCAAGUACAAAUUGACUGAACCUAACUGAGGGUUGCUUCUAUCAUCUGCCACUGAUUCAAAUAACAUCCAUCAUGCAGCUGGGUAAACUUGAUGAACGUAUUCAUGUCAUGGAUGCCAGUUCAAACGUCUGGAGCGUCAUAAAGGAUAUCGCAGAGUCAGGAGUCCAAGAGGAAGCAUUCUACGUCUGUGACAUUGGUGACAUAAUAAGCAGACACAAGGAAUGGAAAAUCAAAAUGCCAAGAGUCCAGCCAUACUAUGCGGUGAAAUGCAAUGAUAGCCUCACUGUGAUUGAGGUUCUGGCUGCACUUGGAACUUGCUUUGAUUGUGCUUCAAAGGCGGAAAUUGACAGAGUUGUUUCUGUUGGUGUCGACCCAAGCCAUAUUAUUUUUGCGAAUCCUGCAAAACCUGGAUCGCACAUUCGCCACGCAGCAGCUGUAGGUGUUGAUCUGAUGACUUUUGACAGUGACUGUGAGCUACACAAAAUCAAAACCCUAUUUCCUACUGCCAAGCUGGUGCUACGUAUGCGGUAUGAUGCUGCCGUUGCACAAUGCCAGCUUGGGAAUAAGUUUGGAUGUGACCCAGACUCCGAUGCACCACGCCUUAUGAAACUGGCUCAGUCAUUGGACCUAGACAUUGUGGGCAUCAGUUUCCACGUCGGCUCUGGCUGUGACGAUCCACCAGUAUUCUACAAAGCCAUUUCUGCCGCUCGAAGACUUUUUGAUCUGGGGUCUGCUCUUGGGUUCUCCAUGAGUUUACUUGACCUUGGUGGUGGCUAUCCUGGCAACAAGGGUGCCCAUUUAGACAAGAUUGCAGAGGUGGUGAACAGUGCCCUCGGAGAGUUCUUUCCUGAACCAGAUGUUCACAUAAUUGCAGAACCAGGACGUUAUUAUGUUGCCUCAGCUUAUACUCUUGCUACAAAUGUUCACUCCAAGAGAGAUCUUAUCAACCCAAAGGAUGGGUCCAUCACAUCAGUCAUGUACUAUGUAAAUGAUGGAGUGUACGGCAGUUUUAAUUGCAUUCUCUAUGAUCACAUGAAAGUGACACCAGUGCCUCUCAAAGCAGCUGGACUUGAAAUGCGUCCGUGUUCUGUCUGGGGACCAACUUGUGAUGGCCUGGAUCAAAUAGUUGAAUCUACUUUGCUGCCGGAGAUGGAUAUAGGAGACUGGUUGAUUUUUGAGAAUAUGGGUGCUUACACACUGCCUGUGGCGUCUCCAUUCAAUGGCUUCCCUGUUCCCAAAGUGCAUACUGUGAUUGACGUCCAAGGCUGGCUGCUACUCAGGGACCGACUACCGAUGACGGAGAAUCAUUUUGUUAUUGGAAACACGCCAGCAAAUCUACACCUGGGUCUAUCCAUAGAUGGUCAAGGCAACAUUGAUGAGUGGGAUGAAGUUCACAUGCCUGUUUCAUCUUCUGAUGAUGAGAUUAUGGAUGAUCACACGUCACAUUCAACUGUGGGCUCAAGCAUCACAUAUCCAUUCCUUCAGAUGGGACAAGUUAAUUAG